UGAUUUGGUGCCACCAUGAGUGGGGGAGUGAAUGUGAAGAGUCUUCCACGAGUCCAGCCGGGCUCCGGCAUUCCUCUGCAUAGGACCAGACUCCCCUCCCCGAAACCUGAGCCCAAGAGCACCAGUAGUGGCCUUCAGAUACUGUCCACACAUGUCCCCAUUAGCAACAAAGCCUCCUGUAGCAGCAACCCUACAGCUGUCUCCUCCAGAGAUGUGCUGAAGGACACCACACUCAGAAACCAGUUUCUGCUACUAAGAGGCAGUCCACCUAGUCAACGUUCUUCCACGAGUCCUCAAACUCAGACCCAAGACUCUAGAUCAGUCCAUAGCAGUCCUCAAGUUCGACGGAAAGAGUCCCCACUUUCGAGGGGUGCUCUGGAUGGGUCCAAGAGUUUGCUUGACCUUCGGUCCAAUGGCAACAAAAACUUUCAGAGUGGAAUCUUUCGUUCUCAUAUGGGAAGAAUGGAAAAUGAUAACAGUUUGAUCUCAGAAGAACUCAAAUGUAUCGAGGAGAGCACUGCUUCUGGAAGCAGUCACAGCAAGACAGGAAUCCCUUCAUUCAGAUUUAGUAACAAAAACUUGAGGCCUGGUCCAGCAGCCACUAAUGUAGAUAUGGGUCUCCUCAGAGUCUGUCGAGAGAGAGUGUCCCUGCAGAACAGUGCCUCUAGUAGUUUUUCAGAUGAGGAGAUGUGCACCCCAGAUGACCUCAGCCCGGAGGUCCCACAAAAACCACCACUCGUGACUACUGCAUUCCCGAAGCAGGAGACCUGUGUUGAGAUGCUCAAAGCCAAACAGUCACCUAAGGUCAAUAUGGCUGCUGUGGCACCUUUCAGAUACAGACUGCAGAUUCAGGAAGACAUAUCUCUGGAUGACUUCAGUGACUGUUCCUCUGACUCAAUAGAAGUCUGCUGUGAUGAUCUCAAUACUGAUCCCGAGUCCCAGAGGAAACGUACCGUUCAGAAUGUCCUCGACCUCCGGCAAAACCUGGAAGAUACCAUGUCCAGCUUACGGGGGUCGCAGAUCAGCCACAGCUGUAUUGAGAGCAGCAUGUGCUACGACAGCGAUGAGACUAACGCCCGCAGCAUCUCUAGCUUGUCCAACCGUUCCUCCCCUCUCUCCUGGCGCCAUGGCCAGUCCAGCCCUCGGCUGCAGGCUGGUGACGCCCCCUCCUCCGGGGUCACCGCCCACUCGCUGCCCAUCCGAACAUCAAUGCAGAUCAGCCACCUGCAGCACACCCAGCUCAUCGAGGGCCUGGGAGCUGAGGACGAUGACCUGGCUGACCUCAAGUCUGAUUAUCUCAGCGAUGGCAACCUGACGUGCAAGAGCCAGCCAGAAGAAGAUGAUGACGACGAUGAUGACAUUGUUGUAGACGCCAAUGAUGACGACCUAGCCAAUAGUUGGGAUGAAAGCAGCUCCAUCAGCAGUGGUUUGAGUGACGGUUCAGACAACCUCAGCGCAGAUGAGUUCAAUGCAGGCUCCGCCCUCAACUCCCUGCCAACAACUCCCAUUGGCUCUCGACGAAACUCUGCCAUUGUGCUUCGCACUGAUGCUGAGAAGCGCUCGCUGGUUGAAAGUGGCCUUUCCUGGUACAGCGAGGGGAAAGCUCAGUGCCGGAAUGAGGGAGGAUAUGACACGGGCAGCCUUAAGGCGGAGUCGUCCAGCAGGUGGAAAAAAGGCAGAUGUCAGGAUGACACUGGAGUCAAGGGUGAGCUGAGGAAACCGCAGACGCUUGGCCACCCACCCAGCAGACUGAAGAAGAGCCGUAACCCUCCUGUAGGCGUGACCUCCCCCAUCACGCACACCUCACAGAGCAUGCUCAAAGUGCCAGGAGUUCCAAAGAACAAUCAGCGAGUCAUGGACAAAGCUAAAAUGGCAGUGAACUCAUCAGGCUUACAGCGUUCCAGUUCGGAUGCAGGGAAAGAUCAUGGCGAGAACCGAAAACCUCCCUCCGGUGUUGUCCGUCCCUCCGGCGGCACGGUUAAUUCCUUCGGUUACAAGAAAUCUGGCACUGCCACUAUACUAACAAAUAGUGGAAACACCGUCUCCGAAAACUCUGCGAUUGUAAACAAAACUCCUAAAACCUCUGGUAUCCCAGUGAAACCCUCUGCCGGUGGGGUAGGUGGAGGACGAAAGACCAGUCUUGAUGUGUCGAACUGUGAUCAAAGUUUCAUGGCUCCGAAUGCACGCAACAACAUCCAGUAUCGUAGUCUCCCAAGACCUGCUAAGUCCAGCACCUUGAGUCUGAUGGGAGGACGGCCGGGUGCUCGUCCCGUCAGCAGCAACAUGGAUGUUGGCUUAAAAACAGUGCCCGUCCCGUCUAGACUGAAGGAACCAGGCAGUGUAAAGAGCUCCCAUCGGGCCAGUACAGGAGGGUGUGCUCCAGUCAACCAGACGGACCGGGAGAAGGAGAAGGCCAAAGCCAAGGCAGUGGUGUCAGAUUCUGAGUGUGGCGGAGGCGGCCAAAGAAACGGCACAUUGACACCAACACAGAGCACGCUGGAGCCUCCUUCCAAACUACUGGGACUUCGACAGCCAUCCAGCCUGGGCAAAUAUUCAGAGCUGCCCUCUCCCAACAGUCAGAGGCCCUCCAGUGCCAGAUCUCUGCCCAAACCUGCUCCCCUGGACAAGGUCAACUCCAACAGCCUGGAUUGUGGGAUAGUCAGCGUGGAGGACCAGCUUCCUCCCAAAGUGCCGCCCUUUUCCAAAUUACAAGAACUAUCAGGAAUUAGCAGAACAAGCUGUCUGACGCCCAGUCCGGCUCCCAUCCUCAACGUCAACUCCUCUGAGUGUUUCUCCAGUGCCAGCGCUGGCGGCUCUCCCUCGCUCUACCCCAGACUCUCAGGGCUGCACCGUAGCAUGGAGUCCUUGUCUCUGCAGAUGAGUGUGUCUCCAGCAGGGGGGAGCAUGACGGAGCACAGGCUCAGACAUGAGGACAGAGGGAAGGAUGGUGGCUGGUCGACAGGAAGCAGAGCCUCGCUCACGCUCACGACAGACAGCUCACAAAGGGACAGAAAUACUCUCCCAAAAAAAGGCUUAAGCCAGCACAGCUCCUCACAGGCUGAGGAGGACAGUAAAGAGAGACGUCACUCACACACUAUAGUGAGCCUGACUGAGACCAACAGUCCGCCACAGUUCCCUUCACCCAUACUGACAGGAAAGACAUCACUGACGAGCAUCAUAGCACCCAGCCCAACCUCAGGAACGCCGAGAAUGACCAGAUCCAACAGCAUCCCUGCUCACGAGGCCAGUUUUGAGCUGUAUCAGGGCUCUCCUCUGGGCAGCACCCUAUCGCUCGCCGAGCGACCCAAGAGCAUGAUCCGAUCCGGCUCCUUCAGAGACAGAGAAGCCAGUGAUGACGUUCAUGGCUCAGUGCUCUCACUGGUGUCUAAUGCCUCCUCCAGCUACUCCUCAGCAGAGGAGAGAAUACAGGGCGAGCAAAUCCGUAAGCUGAGGAGGGAGCUGGAGACUUCACAGGAUAUGGCCAAUCUGACCUCACAGCUGUCUGCUAAUGCUAACCUGGUGGCAGCGUUUGAGCAGAGUCUGACCCUCAUGACCUCUCGACUCCAGACCCUCUCCGUCAGCGCUGAGCAGAAGGACAGUGAAUUACUGGACCUUAGAGAAACAAUCGAGAACCUUAAGACCAGGAACAUGGAGGCGCAGGCCGUCAUCCAAGUGGCACUCAAUAACCCAGAUGUGGCCCCCAAAGAGUUGCAAAUCAGGAGGCAGAACUCAUCCGAGAGCAUCUCUAGUCUGAACAGCAUUACCAGCCACUCCAGUGUGGGCAGCUUGAAAGAUGACGCCAAGAAGAAGAAGAAAAAGAGCUGGUUACGAAGUUCUUUUGGCAAGGCGUUCAGCAUUAAGAAGGGCGCUAAAGAUGGCUCCAUGUACUCUGAUAUUGAAGAGAUCGCCACUCCAGACUCUUCUGCACCCAACUCACCAAAACUGGGUCAUGAAGAGGGAGAGAACCCACCCACUUCCCUCCCAUCCGGCCAAUCAGCCAGCUCCUCUGUGAUCCAUGAAAGUAACGAGGAAAACGAGGGCGAUGAGAAGAUGGUGUCAGAGCUGCGGUCUGAGCUGUGGGAGAAAGAGAUGAAACUGACGGACAUCCGGCUAGAAGCGCUGAGCUCAGCACAUCAGCUGGAGCAGCUACGAGAAGCCAUGAACAACAUGCAGAGGAUGGUGGAGAGUCUGAAGGCAGAGAAUGAUCAGCUGAAAACAGGAAGUGCUCCAUCAUCCCUUGUUCUCCCUUGCUGCCCACCUUCUACUUCCACCUCCCAGCCGUCUGGUCUGGCCAGCCUCCUGAACUCAAACCAAACCAAACCACCCAUGAGCCUCACCAAGUCCUUCAGCCUCAGCCUCAAUGAGUGCUCCAACACUGACGUUGCUCCUAUGGAGUUCCUGAGCCUGUCAUCUCAGAGGGACGAAGCCUUAACACGUGUGGUGGUCCGUAUAGCUGACCAGCAAGUGUCCAUGGAGCAGGUGAGGCAGCAGGAUUUCUACAUUGGCUCUGUUAGGAUUCAUGGGAAAACUGAGUGGUCUGUGUUGGACAUGGACAUCUCCACGGCUUUCGUGAACUAUAUUUCGCAGGUGGAUCCCAGUGCGAGUAUGGGACUGUCUGUCGACUCUAUCCACAGUUACAGUAUUAAUCAGAGCAGGAGGGUGCUUGGAGCCGAAGCCCCAGAAAGUUCACCCUGUGACUCUUUAAAAAAGGGUCCUGGACUCAUCACUGUCACCCUUAAAGGUUUUAAGGAGAAGUGUGUGGACAGUCUGGUAUUUGAGACUCUAGUCCCCAAGCCCAUGAUGCAACACUACAUAAGUCUGCUUCUGAAGCACCGACGGCUGGUCCUGUCGGGCCCCAGCGGCACGGGGAAGACCUACCUCACCACCCGACUGGCUGAGUACCUGCUGGAGAGGAGCGGCCGUGACCCAGGCCCUGGCCUUAUCACCACCUUCAACCUGCACCAACAAACCUGCAAGGACCUCCAGUUGUACCUGUCUAAUCUGGCCAAUCAGAUUGACCGUGACUGUGGCGCUGAGGACAUUCCAUUGGUCAUUAUCUUGGAUGAUAUCAGUGAUGCGUCUUCCAUCACUGACCUGGUCAAUAGUGCACUGACCUGCAAAUAUCACAAAUGUCCAUAUGUCAUUGGAACCACCAAUCAGUCUGUUAAGAUGUCAUCCAAUCAUGGCCUGCAUCUCAGCUUCAGGAUGGUCACCUUCUCCAACAACGUGGAGCCUGCAAAUGGUUUCCUAGUGCGUUACUUGCACAGGAAGUUGAUCGAGGCGGAGGAUGAAAGCACAGUUCACAGUGUUGAGGUGCUGAGGGUUCUGGACUGGGUGCCUAAACUCUGGUAUCAUCUCCAUACCUUCCUGGAGAAACACUGCACCUCAGACUUCCUCAUAGGUCCCUGCUUCUUCCUGUCUUGUCCAGUAACGUUAGCAGAGUUUCGCUCCUGGUUUAUUGACCUCUGGAACCAGUCCAUUAUUUCUUACCUUCAGGAGGGAGCUAAGGAUGGUGUGAAGGUCCAUGGUCAGAAAGCAGCAUGGGAGGAUCCAGUGGAGUGGGUGAGGGAUACACUGCCCUGGCCUUCAGCUCAACAGGACCAGGCCAAACUCUUUCACCUCCCUCCGCCAACCACCGGCUCCAACACUGCUCCAACACAGCAGCCCACAGACAACAGGGUCACAUCCAAUAAGGACAACUCUCUGCCCACAAUGGAGUCUGAUCCACUGAUGGCGAUUCUGUUGAAACUCCAGGAAUCUGCCAACUACAUCGAAUCACCCGAACAGGACAUUUCUGGCAACCCCACUUUCUAGGCUGAGCUAAAAGACUUGAGAGCUUACUAAUGGCUAGGGCUGUUACAAAACACUGUUCUGUACAGCUAAAAUGCACCUCCUGUCUCCUUUGAAAGGUUUGUGAGAGUCGAGAAGAGGAACUGUCAAGAACAUCCAUGUCAAGAAGUCUGAAAGAAAAACGAAAGAACUGAUCCUGCCAGAUCUGAGCGAGAAUCUUUUUUGCACUGUUGUCUUAACCAGACCUUCCUUUGUUUAUCUAACCUGCAAGUUGCAUGGUAAUACUUGCAACUGGGGAUUGUAAAGAUUGGAUGAUUGUGAAGAUGAAAUGUUUUUGUCUAUCAUACUGGGAACAUAAUUUGCUACACAUUUGUUUGAUAUUACUUUUGUUUUGGGUAAUAUCUGACCAUAUGGACCAAUAAUCUAUUUAUUCUUGUUUGCAAAAGAUCUGACACUCCAUCCUCAAGAUCAAGUUGCCUGAACCAUGUACACAAAGGUGCGGUUACAUUUAGACCAACUCACAUGUAUGCAAAACGUACCGAACAAGAUGGUGCUCAGAAUUCAGCCUUAAACGAUGUCCCUCCAUAUAUCAUGAAGUCAGUCCCAUAGCAAUCUGAGUCUUACUCUAUUUUACCUCACAGUUUGCAUAGUGAUGCAGUUUUAAGGUGCACUACAUACCCAUAACCUGGUCGCAUUCAUUCCUAUCAAACACACAGCCUUCAGACAGAUGUAGACUGUAGAUCUCUGAUAGGAUGCACUUUGAUUCUUAGCUUUCAAUCAAGAGCACUGACUGGUUGUUCGAGAUUCGUAGGUUGUUCGCUCCAAUGGUGAGUUACACCAACAAAGCAACCAAAAGUAAUUUGUUUUCAAUGACAGUUUGGGGCGACAUGAGCGAUAGAGACUGUCGGGGAUCGACAAAGUUCAGUUAUAUGCAAAUGUCUACCAAUGGGAGAACAGAAAAUGAAGCUCAUGUGAUCUGCUGCCUGAUAUUGUUGGUCUCAAUUAAGGUGGCACUUGGAGAUGCAGCAAAGCUGAGCAUGACUGCAGUAGUGCUCAUAUGAUGCACCGCCUGAUACAGUCAGAGGGCGACCUCUGUCAAUUUAAUCGUUGUCAGUAAUAACAGAGGUGCUGUUACCGGAGCAAGAGAACAGUAUGCAACAUGUUACUUUCAGUACUUAUUCAUGUGCGUCCAGUGCAUUUGAUCUUAUCAAGAUAAUCAAAAGCUUUGUUCUCACUGACAACCCAAUUACACUUGGCUUUGUGCUGUAGCAUUAAUGUAGCAGCUAAUGAAGGCACUGUUUCCACCUGGUAUUAACAUGCAUUUCAAAUGCAUCUAAUGCAACCUUUUGUGAUUGGAUUUUGUUGAGCAAUUCCCAUUUAAUUUUGGGAUACUCAACAUCUCUGUUGUGUUAGUUGAGGGUGGGUGGCAUCUAAGCAUCCAGGACAAAUAGGAAUUUACAUUGUAAAUGUGAUGUGGUCACAUGCAUUUUUGACUACCUCCAUUUGUGAGUUUAGUGAUUUGAUCACAGUUUUAGACCCUGUUUACACCUGUAUUUAGUACUGGACACUUGUGAUCGGAUCACCAAAAACAUGUUAAAACAAGGUGGAAACAGAGCUGUAAAUAUACUGGAUAUUGACUCCACUGGCUGAACAAAUGAAGCUAAUUUGAGCUCCUGCCAAAUAAGAUGCUGUUAGACUGGGUUUGAAAACAGAUCAGGAUUGUUAGCAGUGUGAACAAAGCCAAAAUGGUUUAAACAAUUUAUGUCUGGAAGAGAUUUAGUAAUUUGUUUUUGGCCCUUUAUUAAGUCUAGAGGUUCAAAGCAAAAUCACAUCAGUGUUAGCUUACAGUUUUACAGCACUUAUGUCCUUUGAUAUUCUGUAACAAUGUAGCCAGUUUUGGAAUUAACAUUGAUUAUGUUUAUGUUUAUGGACAUUUUAAGUCCCAGGAUGACCCCGUAUCAGGGUCAAACUCUCCAAUCCUUCCAGUAACAAUUGUAAUACUGACAGAAUAUCUUAAUCAAUUCACAUAAAAAAAUAGCAAUGAUGGAAUGUAACUCAUGAAUGCAUUUGCUAUUGGCUGAUCACAGGUGCUCCAGAACUGUAUGUGCAUGAAAGCUUUAACUCUGAGGAAAAUUAGCUAAAAAUGCACCUUAUCAUGAGAUGCCAAAGGAUGUGUUGGCAACCAGUCUACAAGAGCAAAGUGAUCUUUUACCUUAAUUACCAAACUGAAACUAAAUGUCUCAUGUACUAACCUGUUAGUACUAACACUAUAGCAAUGUCAGAUGAAACUGUGCCGUUGUAGUCUCAGAAUGUAAAUUGGAU
This is a messenger RNA of Carassius carassius (crucian carp), 8112 nucleotides long. Its product is annotated as neuron navigator 1-like. Gene Ontology annotation, biological process: neurogenesis; nervous system development; microtubule bundle formation. The record is from RefSeq and is a predicted model, not a curated record. The transcript has 30 exons. Gene Ontology annotation, molecular function: ATP hydrolysis activity. Lineage: Eukaryota; Metazoa; Chordata; Actinopteri; Cypriniformes; Cyprinidae. The coding region runs from base 16 to 5814 and encodes 1932 amino acids. Gene Ontology annotation, cellular component: microtubule cytoskeleton; axon initial segment.